AUGGUUUAUUUUCAGGGUGGAAAACCGAAUCCAGCAUUUAUUAAUGAUGAAGGCAGUAAACUUGAUUUGCGAAUACUUGAACAAGGAUUAUCACCCAAAGUUGAUUACGAACUUGAUAAUGUUGAUCUCGAGCCAAAUAAAGCUACACCUCCGCAAACGGCAACAGAAGGAAAAGAAAGACCUACAUGGAAUAAUGGAAUAGAAUUUUUAAUGUCAUGUAUCGCAAUGUCCAUCGGACUAGGAAAUAUUUGGCGGUUCCCAUUUACGGCAUAUGAAAAUGGUGGUGGAGCAUUUUUAAUACCGUACAUAAUAGUAUUAUUUCUUGUCGGCAAGCCGUUUUAUUAUCUUGAAAUGAUAAUGGGACAAUUUACAAGUAGAUCGUCUGUUAAAAUGUGGGCUGCUGUACCAGGAUUUCGUGGUGUUGGAUGGGCUCAAAUGUUUUCAAUGUUAUCCGUUGGAACUUAUUACUGUUCACUAAUGUCAGUAACAUUAGUUUACUUAUUUGCAAGCUUUAGCUCAGAGCUGCCGUGGGCUACUUGUCAACCUGACUGGGGUAAUAAUUGCGUUGAUUCACAAAAGAAAGAAGGAAGUAAUAUAACUGUACAAUCUUUGGUUAAUAUGACCAACAUGAAAAGCUCAGCUGAACUCUAUUUUACGAAAUCAGUUUUAAAAGAAAAAGACAAUAUUGAUGAUGGAAUUGGCUGGCCAGAUUGGAAGUUGACACUCUGUUUGUUAGCCUCGUGGUUAUGCAUUUUCAGCGUGCUAGUGCGUGGAGUAAAAAGCUCUGGAAAAGCAGCAUAUUUUUUAGCACUAUUUCCCUAUGUUAUUAUGAUUGCGCUUCUUGUACGAGCAGUAACACUAGAAGGAGCUGUUGAUGGAAUUAUUUUCUUCAUAAAACCAAAUUGGGCUAAACUGUUUGAUCCCAGUGUCUGAGAUGUUAUGGUUGUUACAACACUUGAUACAUUUACAAGCCUUCUUGCUGGAAUUACAAUUUUUGGAAUUCUUGGUAAUCUCGCUCAUGAACUUGGUGUAGAAGAUAUAAGUAGUGUUGUCAAAGGUGGUACAGGUCUUGCAUUUAUUUCUUAUCCUGACGCAAUUGCAAAAUUCACUGUUUUGCCACAGCUGUUUUCGUUUUUAUUCUUCUUGAUGCUGUACGUAUUAGGAAUUGGUAGUGGAAUCGCCCUUGCCGGUGGUAUUAUCAGUAUUAUUAGCGAUCAAUUUCCUCAAUUGAAGUAUUGGAAAGUCGUUGUGGGUGUAUGUAUCUUCGGAAUGUGUGUUGGAAGUGUUUACUGCACGCCGGGAGGACAAUUUAUUUUGAACCUGGUUGACUAUUAUGCAGCAUCGUUUAUUGUAUUUACAUUUGCAUUUUUUGAAAUAACUGGAAUAUUCUGGGUCUAUGGACUUGAAAAUAUCCUUGAUGACAUUGAAUUUAUGAUAAAAAAAAGACCGUCUAUUUAUUGGAGACUUUGUUGGGGCGUAAUUACUCCAGUAUUACUUGGAAUAAUAUUUGUAUAUAGUUUAAUUGAUCGUAAACCUCUUGAAUACAGUCAUAUUCUUUAUCCUGACUCCGCUUAUGCCAUUGGUUGGUCACUUCUGGCAUUUGGUGUUCUUCAGUUGCCGUUUUGGAUGAUUUACGCAAUGAUGACAAAAAGAGAUUUAGGAAUUUUUAAGAUGAUUUCAAGUGCAUUUAAACCUUCGGACGAUUGGGGUCCAGAAAAUCCAACGCUUUAUUCUGAAUGGAGACAAUUCAAAGAAACUCUAAGAAAGAAAAAAGAAACACGAACAAGCUCGCAUUUUAAGCAAGUUAUUUAUACUCUUUUCAAUCAAGAAGAAAAAUUGUCAUAA
Messenger RNA from Cotesia congregata, 1845 nucleotides. The record is from the annotation of a GenBank genome assembly. Lineage: Eukaryota; Metazoa; Arthropoda; Insecta; Hymenoptera; Braconidae.